Austrofundulus limnaeus is the source of this 1909-nucleotide messenger RNA. Its product is annotated as alpha-2-macroglobulin-like protein 1. The record is from RefSeq and is a predicted model, not a curated record. Gene Ontology annotation, cellular component: extracellular region. NCBI's taxonomy places the organism in Eukaryota, Metazoa, Chordata, Actinopteri, Cyprinodontiformes, Rivulidae.
GCUCACUGCCUUUGUUAUGGUAACUUUUUAUAAAGCUCGGGCUUUCAUCUACAUUGAUCCGAGGAUCAUCGAGGAGUCUAGGAAGUGGCUGGAAUSCCAACAGCUUAAAAAUGGUUGUUUCAAAAUGUCAGGAAAACCCUUCAAUAACAAAAUAAGGGGUGGGGUGUCUGAUGAAUUGACCCAUACUGCCUACAUUACUGCUGCUCUAUUGGAGAUGGACAUAUCUCCAGAUAAUCCCGUGGUGAUGAAGAGUCUGAGCUGCCUGAGGGAAUAUGUCGAUGACCUCAGCAACGUGUACACCACAGCUCUGCUGGCAUACGUCUUCACCUUGGCAGGAGAUACAGAGACACGUACAAAACUUCUAGAACACCUUGACUCGGUGGCAAAACGAGAAGGGGACCUCCUCUACUGGAGUCUGUCGUCAAAAAAAUCCUCCUCUCUGAGUGUGGAGACAACCUCAUAUGUGCUGCUGGCCAGACUCAGUUCCUCUGUCUCUACUGCCAGUGACCUGACGUGUGCCUCAAGCAUCGUUAGGUGGCUCAUUGGACAACAGAACUAUCAUGGAGGCUUUUUCUCUACUCAGGACACUGUGGUCGCUCUUAAAGCUCUGGCUCGAUAUGCCUCUCAGUCCAGUUCAGGUGCUUCAGGCUUGGUCACAGUGUUAACUCCUUCUGAACAACUGGUAUUUAAAGUGAAUUCAGAGAACAAACAAGUCUACCAAGAACUGAUGCUGAAGGACCUGAAAGGAAAGUACUGGAUAAUGGCAGAGGGCUAUGCAUGUACUUCAGUGCAGGUUUCUCUUCACUACAACAUUCCAACUCUUACUGUUGUUGAAAGCCCUUUCAGUGUGGAAGUGGAGGUAGUGUUCCAUAACCAUUGUCACAAACAACUUAUCACACUGAAGCUGAAGUCCCUAUACCAAGGAGACAGUAGCUGUACAAACAUGGUGAUCCUUGAUAUUGCAUUACCUUCUGGAUUUUGUCCUGUUCCAGAAUCUUUGUGGGAUCUCAAAAGUGGUGUGCUGGUGAAAAAUGUUGAAUAUAAGGAUGGUCAUGUUAUUUUAUACUUAUGGGAGUUACAUAAAGACAUACCUGUGUACCACAAGUUACAACUGGUUCUUCAGGAUGUGGUACUGCAACUGAAGCCAUCCACAGUCAUCAUCUAUGAUUAUUACAAUCCAAGUGACCAGAGUGUGACAGAAUACAUUGCACAUCCUUCCAACUGUACAAAUAACAAUUGCCAUGUCACAAAUCAAAUUAAUUCAUUUUACCACAAUAUUUGGAACUCAUUUUAUGGUAGUCUUGGCCACCACUGCCACCACCACCGAAAUUACCAUAAACACCAGCACAACAGCAAUAAGCAGCAUAAGCAUUAUGAUCACUCUCACAACCACCAUCACCACGACUAUGACCAUGACCACAUUCAUGACCAAAACUGCCAUGGACAUUACUGCCACAUGUCUCACCAUGACCACCAUCACAAACAACACCAUUACAGUGGCCACCACCACAACUACAAUGAGCAACACCAACACAACCAUGACCACCAUGACCACCACAACCACAAACAUGACCACCCAGACCAACAAAACUACAAAGAUGCACACCAUGACCACCACCAUGAUGACCAUGACCACACCCACCACCAUGACGACUAUGACCACAACCAUGAUGACCAUGACCACCAAGAUCACCAACACCAGCAUGAUCACACCCACCACCAUGAUGACUAUGACCAUCACCAUGAUGAUCAUGACCACUAUGACCAACACAACAUCAAAGAUGAACACCAUCAGCACCACAAUCACCACCACCAGCAUGAUCACACCCAGCACCAUGAGGAGCAUGGCCAACACUACCAUGAUCACCUUGAUGAUCACCAACAUGACCAGGACUACCAUGAACACGAU